AUGUCGCUGCUGCGCUGGACGCGCCGCCUGCUCGGGGCGGUACCCCGGGGGCCUGGGCCGCGGCCGGCAGCGGGAGCGCGCCGGGGCCUCGGAACGGGAGCGGGGCCCGGCGCCUCCCCCGCCGUCCCGGGCCCUGCGGCCCGCGGAGGCCUCGCGUCCGCCCUGUCGGCGCUGCUGGGCCGCCCGGCCCGCGCCCUCCCCUGCCCGGGCCCGCUGCCCGGCGGCCCCGCGCCCUGGGCGCCGCUGGAGCCGCUGCUGCUGCCCCGGAGCCCGUGGCUCGGCCCGCCGGAGCUGCUGCUCGGCGCCCGCCUCGGGCCCGCCCCGGCCCCGCACGACGCGCUCCGGUGCCCGGCGGCCCGCCCGCGUGCGCCCCGGCUGCGCUGCCGGAACGUGCUGAAGAUCCGCCGGCGCAAGAUGAACCACCACAAGUACCGCAAGCUGGUGCGGAGGACGCGCUUCCUGCGGCGCCGGGUCCGAGAAAGCCGCCUCAAGCGCAAGCAGGCCAAGUUCGAGAGCGACCUGCGGCGCAUCUGGCUCAAGGCGGGCCUGAAGGAGGCCCCCGCCGGCUGGCAGACACCCAAGAUCUACAUCAAGGGCAAAUGAGACGCGAGCCCCUCUCCUCU
Messenger RNA from Suncus etruscus (white-toothed pygmy shrew), 623 nucleotides. RefSeq names its product aurora kinase A interacting protein 1 (gene AURKAIP1). The record is from RefSeq and is a predicted model, not a curated record. Gene Ontology annotation, cellular component: mitochondrion. NCBI's taxonomy places the organism in Eukaryota, Metazoa, Chordata, Mammalia, Eulipotyphla, Soricidae. Bases 1 to 603 code for a protein of 200 amino acids. The transcript has 2 exons. Gene Ontology annotation, biological process: mRNA processing.